AUGACAACUUCGACAUCAUCAACCGGCCCAGUCGCUCCACAACGUCGUGACCUCACUCUCUUUGUUCACUACCGUAAUGAUGUAACCAAGAUCAGUUUUAACAAUGUUGCCGACCACGACGAUCUCCGUCCCAUCAUUCGAGCCAAUCCAGAGUUCGUUAUUCCUCGUGGUACUAUGCUUCUCUUUGCCGAGCCACCAUCAAAUGACAACAAUGCCCCUGCUCGUGUACCCCUUGAUCCCCUUGCUGCUGUCACUCUAGCCGAUGGUGUUCACCUCUAUGUUGAGGUCGAAGCUAGCGAUACAGUAGUCGAUUUUUCAAGCUUAAACCAAACAAUAGAAAGUGCUAUUCUUGGGGCUUUGGAUCGAAGAGAACCUCCAAGGGGUUGGAUACAGAAGUUACUCGACCAAGGAGUCAAAACCUGGAUAGUAAUCACCAGACAAAUCAUAGCAUGGACCAAGGGAAUAUUUUAA
Messenger RNA from Cavenderia fasciculata, 471 nucleotides. RefSeq lists its product as uncharacterized. The coding region runs from base 1 to 471 and encodes 156 amino acids. The record is from RefSeq and is a predicted model, not a curated record. The transcript has 2 exons. NCBI's taxonomy places the organism in Eukaryota, Evosea, Eumycetozoa, Acytosteliales, Cavenderiaceae.